Molecule: messenger RNA, 1134 nt
Organism: Pseudoliparis swirei
Lineage: Eukaryota; Metazoa; Chordata; Actinopteri; Perciformes; Liparidae
Gene: mvb12bb
Product: multivesicular body subunit 12Bb
Exons: 10
Coding region: 82-876 (264 amino acids)
Biological process (GO): regulation of epidermal growth factor receptor signaling pathway; virus maturation; viral budding
Cellular component (GO): late endosome; ESCRT I complex
Source: RefSeq, a predicted model, not a curated record
GCAGAUACACAACAGACAAGCGACACACUGUUUUGGAUUUUAGUUUCAUUCCCGAACGGCUCAGACAAUUUCAGCAUUGCCAUGUCGGAAGUGAGCAACCAGCUGCCAGCAGACCCCGUCUCUGAGGUUGGAGUAAUCGCUUCACUCCACAAGGCCCCUGAUGGUUACUAUGUUGUUGCACAAACAACAGAUGGCUCCGACGCCGACCUGUGGAAGGACGGCUUAUUCAAAUCGAAGGUCACACGCUACCUCUGUUUCACCAGAAAAACUGACGCCGACGUUGUUGUGGACGUGAAGCUGAUUGACGUUAAGGACGCAUUGCCAGAGGGCUUCACACCUGUGGAAGAAACAUUGGACACAAAGGAAACUGCCAUGAGGAAGAGGAGGCUCUGUGUGAGAAUCAUCCCGCGUGCGGCUGCUGUGACGGCUGUAUACGACAUCCAGAUCACUGCAAAGUCCAAGCACCAUCUCGUGAACUACACCUGCGUAGGGGAGAUAAACAGUAUGGGGAUAUGGUACCGAAUGGGAGACGUUUCUCAGCCCCGGUCCUCCCUGGAAACGCCCCGGACCGCUCGCGGUGACGCUCCAGCCAACGCGGCGAGCAGAAGAACCACGAGCAGGCCGGACUAUGAGCACCAGAGCAGUGGGAACUACACCAUGAUGGCUCUGGACGACGUGCCCUUUGUGAUCCCUGAGAAGUUUUAUGAAAACCCCAAAGAGAUGCAGCAAGUCAAUUUAAUGGGCAUUACGAUCAAAUCCCUGGCAGAGAUCGAGGAGGAAUUUUACUACAACUUCACCACAGAGCUAAGCAUUGCUGUGCGACCUCCCCCCAGCAGCCACACCCGACAGACUGAAACCCUACAGAUGGAUUACUAGUGAAAUAAUGUAGUAUUGAAAUUAAGAAAAUGGUCGGGAUGCACCAUAAUUGUAAAUUGUGUAAUUUAAGACGGAUAAAGAAUUUAAACGAUGAUUCAAUAGCUCAUGUAUUUUGUGAUAAUGUACAACUGUGCACAUUAAGUUUUAGAAGAUGUUCAACUUAUUAAUCCUGACUUUUCUAAAAGUUUGUUAUGUGUUAUCUUGCUCCGAUAAUAUCACAAUAAAUGCCCUGCCCAAAAUAAACCAAGUUAAUUAAUA